CCGACACGUUUGCCUAUUCCCUUUUCCCACGCGCACCAAAAGCCCCAUGUUUUUUUAUUAACACAAUCAGUAUUAAUUGGGCUCUGCCCAACGAGCCAUAGAACGCUUUUGUUUUAAUUUAUUAGAGAGAACAAGAUUAUUUCAAAGCACGGUCACUAAAGAAACCCUGCACUGUCUUGCAUGCUUUAUGCUGAGUUCUUAACAUUGAAGAACUCUCUGCUCAAAAGGACUGCUGAGAGGAACCGGAAGUGCAGAUUGGAAAUCCUUAGAGAUUUCUUGUUCUCUGUGCAUAAUUGGAAGCUGGAAACGGAACGUUUGUUUCUGGGACACUGUUUCCUUUUCUCUCUCGUUCUAUGGCAGCGGAAGAAGAAUUCAUCGAUACCCACCCUGGGGUACAACGGCUAAAUGGUUCCCCCAUAUAUAUAGUUUUUUAAUGUUGGCAAGUGAAAGAGGCUUCACCAGCAUGACUGUGCUGUCCGAAAAGGACAGACCUAUUGUUCAGAAGUUACUGAAUUUUGGAGCAUGCCCACGCUGUAUUUUCAGGUUCUGCCGGAUGGGACUGCAGGCUUCGUACAGGCAACCCUAUAAGGAGUUGCUUAGUGAACUGUGUGAGUUUCUGGAGAGCAAUACAGGUGAGAACAAAUUACCUUGUGAAACAGUAAAUCCACCCUGUAAAAGAAUGAAGCUGGAGACGACCAAAGAGGUGGAGGAGCAGACCUCAAAUGGAAGCCAUCAGCUAACCAACGUGGACAGUGAUGAAAACGCUGCUGGUGGGGAUGAGAACUUAAGGCCAGCUGUGUGCAAUAUAUGCCUCGGGAUUCUGCAGGAGCUCUGCGAGAUGGAUUUUGUCAAAGCAGUGUGCCAUAAGAUUAAUUCUUCUGAAUAUCAGUUUUCCAGUUUUGUAUUUUCAGUGUCUUUCCCACCACAACUCUCUGUAAGGGAGCACGCAGCGUGGUUGCUAGUAAAGGAGGACAUGGAGAAACAGGAUGUUUUAGUGGAAAAGGAAGACCUUGUUCAGUUAAAGGAAGCAUACAAAUGGAUUGUUCACCCCCUGUUCUUGGAGGAGUUGGGAGUCCCUGCUGACGGAAAGAGCCUGUUUGAAGUGAGUGUGGUCUUCGCUCAUCCAGAAACAGAUGAGGACUGCCGUUUCCUAGCCUCAGCAUGUCCAAGUUGCUUCAGACCAGCAAAGAACAAGCAGUCUGUCUUCACCAGAAUGGCUGUGGUUAAGGCAUUGGAUAUGAUCAGUGAAGAAGAUUUUCAUAAAAACUUCCGAUGCCCUCCGAUUUCACCCAAGACUCCUUGCACAGCUGUUGACAUUCAGUGUACCAAUGGGGCCAUCUUUGUGGCUGGAAGAUAUAACAAAUAUUCAAGGACGUUGCCCCAAACUCCCUGGAUUAUAGAUGGAGAGAGGAAGAUGGAGUCUUCUGUGGAAGAACUGAUCUCGGAGCAUCUCAUCGCUGUCUUCAAAGCAGACAGUUUUAAUUUUUCAUCCUCUGGAAGAGAAGAUGUGGAUGUGAGGACCCUGGGCAAUGGAAGGCCCUUUGCGAUUGAGCUGGUGAAUCCUCGGAGAGUCCACUUGGCUGCAGCAGAAAUGAAGGAGCUUCAACAGACAAUCAACAACUCUUCAGACAAAGUCCAAGUUCGCGAUUUACAGCUGGUCACCAGAGAGGCCAUUGGGCACAUGAAAGAAGGGGAGGAAGGAAAAACCAAGACCUACAGUGCCUUGAUAUGGACAGAAAAAGUGAUCCGGAACGAAGAUGUUGCACUUCUAGACAACAUGAAGGAACUAAACCUUGAUCAAAAAACUCCACUGCGGGUCCUUCACCGGCGACCGCUAGCCGUUAGGGUUCGCACCAUCCACACAAUGCAGUCGGAGUACAUAGAUGAGCAUCAUUUCCGUCUCCAUCUGAAGACACAGGCGGGGACCUACAUUAAAGAGUUUGUGCAUGGAGAUUUUGGAAGAACCAAGCCCAAUAUUGGUUCCAUCUUGGGGACAACCGCUGACAUCUUGGAGCUGGAUGUAGAAUCAGUGGAUGUUGAUUGGCCUCCAGCUCUGGAUGAUUAAUGAACAAUUUUAAUUUUCAAGAUGGGGAAUAAGAACAGCAGUCUUGUCAGUGAAGGGUUACAGGGCUCUGUUUGUAAGCUGGCUGGCUUCCUCAAAUUUUUGUUAAUGUUUUUAGAUCAUGUUGAUCUGAUCAAGGUUUUUUAAAAAAAUAAAAACAAAAUAAAAAAAAUUGGCUUUAAAAA
Molecule: messenger RNA, 2247 nt
Organism: Rhineura floridana
Lineage: Eukaryota; Metazoa; Chordata; Lepidosauria; Squamata; Rhineuridae
Gene: PUS10
Product: pseudouridine synthase 10
Exons: 18
Coding region: 434-2065 (543 amino acids)
Biological process (GO): tRNA pseudouridine synthesis
Molecular function (GO): RNA binding; pseudouridine synthase activity
Source: RefSeq, a predicted model, not a curated record